Messenger RNA from Actinia tenebrosa (Australian red waratah sea anemone), 2086 nucleotides. RefSeq lists its product as uncharacterized. NCBI's taxonomy places the organism in Eukaryota, Metazoa, Cnidaria, Anthozoa, Actiniaria, Actiniidae. The record is from RefSeq and is a predicted model, not a curated record.
GCCUUUACAACGUGCGAUGCUGCGAAGAUUACUGCAGGGUACCAACUUCAUGCUCCAUUCUUCUAAGUUUUUUCCCCUGAUUCCACCCAUUUUGAACCUUUUGUUUACAACUCUCUGCUGAUUUAAUCUCUUUGUUGAUAAGUAAUUAUUGACUUAAAGGAAGAUUUAUCAAUUAGUGCUCUAGGCUGAUUCGGUUGCCGGUCCAGUCUUUACCGUGAAUGUUCAUCUUUAUUAAUGAGCUAUACGUUGCUAUGGUUUACUUGAGGAGCUGGAAAGCAUCGAUUUUAAGUCAUUUUCUUUAGAGGUAAACAAUUUGAACUUAAUUACGCGGAUAGUACUUAGUUUUUAAGUUACCUAACAAGACAUAAAGCUUAAAGAUGAGGAAGUUCAACAGCAAAGUCAAGAAAAGAGCCCGGAAACCUCAGCAUUCCAGAGCACGGGGACACUCUCAACAUAACGAUGAAUCUAACUUAAUGGUUCCAGAAUCGAGUAUUAAGAACGCAAGAAUUAGAUCAGCGAUAGAAAACGGCUCACGAAUCCCGCUUCCAUCGGAUACUAAAGGGCUUAAUCUGAGUAAGUUUGAGCACGUAGGAAAGGAAGGACCAUUGGUCGUGUAUGCACAAGACAAAAAGAUGUUCAACGAGUUUGGCCACUUUACCGUUAUUACUUCAUUUAAACCUUCAGAUAGUUUGAGAAACCAGUUAUUCUUUGCCUCCGAACCGGUUUCUGAACCUUCGAAAUACGAAAAUCUAACAAAAUCAGCUGAAAUAAAGAAAGAUGUGCGAUCCAAAAAGGAUGUAAUUCGAGAAGCAACGACAACCUCAGCAAACACAAGACUCUUGAGUCAAAAAGCCAGACAAACGCGACGCCAACCAAAUUCUUUUGAGGACUUAGUCAAGCGAUAUAAAGACAGACAGGAGAAGUAUUUCCAUUCAUUGGGUGAUGAAUCUUUGUAUUUAUUCCAAAAAAUAGACAGAAUGUGUAAAGCGGGAAAGAGAGAAGUUGAUACGAACAUUCCCUUCCAAGAUGAAGACAGUCAUGAUCCUAAAAAUAACGUCAAAACAACAAUUCAAAAGAAAGAUAAAAUGGUUUUUCCAAAAAUUAUGGCACACAAACCAGGAGUCAAAACAGUUCAUAUAGAAAUCCCAAAACCGCAAUCUAAUCAAGUGGCUUUCAAAGAUAAAACAAAAAACAAACUUCCUUCCAUUUAACCUACGAUUUUACAAAAUUUUCAGUGCAAUGUAGAAGAUGGUCGGUUGGCUAUAGUUUUGGCCAGGACCGUUGCCAAGUAAUUAUUAUUAAGGAUAUCCGGACAAAACCAGCUUUGAAAUUAAAAGAAGCCAAUCACAAUUACUCCUGAAUGUUUGAAAAGAAUAAAGUCAAAAAUAACAAUCUAUAAAGAAAAGAAAAAGAAGUAAAUUAAGAAAUAUUUUGAAAAAAUAUAUAACUAUUCAGUAAACUUCAUUGCUUGAAAUUCAAAUACUGAAGUUAUUCGCCAAAUUCCAGUCCAUAUAUUAAUUUUUCUGGGUAUUUUGUCAUAACCACAAAUGGCAAAAAAAGUGGAAAGUCAGAGUAGAAUUGCGUUAAAGUUUAGAUAGGGCCUCGUUCGCACUAGACCGACAAAAAUUGUACAAGUCAUUUUGAUUCAUGACAAAAAUUGGCUUUAACGAAAAAAUUGUUUGGCCUGUUGUGUUCGCACUACAAGAUACCAAAAUCUGAUCCACAAGAAGUAUGUGUCAAUCAAAAUGUAACACUCGCGCAAAAUGACGUGUUUUUCGCGCCACGAGUGUUUAAUUAAUUUAGUCUUUGCAUCAGUACUAAAAUGUUGCCUCGAAACAUCAUCAUCUCUCUAUUUUGCUUCCUCGCUUUUUUGCAAGAUCUGAUUUACAUGCAGCAACAACUUAUGAUGCUGCUUUGUCUUUUGAGAGUCCAGCAACUUCAAAAUCAAAUUGUGCUCCGAAUAAAUAAUGGAAGAAGGCGACGAAGAUUUCAGUCGUAUUGGAUACUACCUAGGCUAUCGACUUGAGCAUUAGCUGGGCCAUUUGCGAUCUGUAGUAGUUAUAAUAAAAUACGAUAUUUGCCUAUA